AUUGAUGUUUUACAUGUAAGAUUGGGUUUGACAUUAACACACCCCGGCUAUGUGAGAGACUCCUAUUUGCUAUAUCUAUUAGUUUCGUUUGCCGAAAUGCCUGAAAAAACGGCUAUUUUGAUCAAUUUAUGGUAAAUCAUGUAAUUUCAAACAUAACUGAUUAUAUUGUAAUUUUGACAUGGGUCUUCAUUUUUUAUGAAUAGAGUGCGUCUUCAGCAAUUUUUCUUGCUUUGUCUAUCCUCACGUAUCCUGGUAGAAAAAUUUCCCAAAGACUAAAAAAAUGAGAAAAUUGGCAAGGUUAUGAUAUAAUCGACUAUUUUUAAGAGUUGCGUUAUUGAUUAGAAGUUAACAAACUUGGUGGUUUUUUUUUUUUGAUAAUUUGUCUUAAUAUAAAUAGAAUUGUAUAAAUGAUGAUCAUAUUCUACAUUUAGAAAAUGAAAUGAAUGAAUGGUGGAAAGUAUAGGGAGAGAAGCAAUGGACAGAAAAUAAUGUUUGGAGAGGAAAUGGAGGGGAAACAUGUAUGUAUAUAAUGAAAGGAUGGAGGUGGGAUUGUGAUUGAAAGGAGAGAAAAAGGUGGUUAUUGAUAAGCGUAAUGUAUAGAAUAGGUAAUGGUCUUUGGCCGUUGUUUGCAUAGGGUCUCCUUGAAUAUCUGCAGUGAUCUUGAGGAGGUCUUUUCCUAUCCCUUCCGACACACUUGUUUCGAAAACAAGGAGAAGAAGAAGAAGAAGCCGAGGAAAGGAGGAGGAUCGCGAGGGAAACCGACCGGUUCAAGCAAGGGCGGCAUCGUUGAAGCCAGGCUCGUCAGCCUCAUGGACGUUUUGGGACUCAUCCGCAUCAGGGUGCGCCGCGGCAUCAACCUGGCUGUCCGCGACACCCUCAGCAGCGACCCCUACUGCGUCGUCUCCUGCUCCAACCAGAAGGUGAAGACCAAGGUCGUCAGGGGCAACUGCAAUCCCAUCUGGAACGAGGAGCUCACUAUCUACAUCAAGGAUUUCGAUUCUCCCAUUGUGCUGAAUGUGUACGAUAAGGACACGUUCACGGUGGACGACAGCAUGGGAUGCGCGCACAUAGACAUAGAGCCGCUGAUAAAGUGUCUGAAGAUGGGGCUGUCGAGCCUCCCCGACGGGACGAAGGUGGAGAGGGUGCACCCUACGAAGGAGAACUGCCUGGCCGAGGAGAGCACGAUUGUGUGGAACAAAGGCGGGAAGAUGACACAAGACAUGAUCCUCAGACUCAACGAGGUCGAAUGCGGCAAAGUCCAACUACAGAUUGAAUGGAUCGAGAUUCCUGGCUGCAAAGGCCUCCAUGCCUAAUCCAAUAUCACUAUUUUAGCUUAUUACAUAAUUUCCAGUUUUUUCCUCACAUUUUCCACACAAGUGCAUAUGAUUAAUAUAUAAUGUCUAAUUUACAAUUCUGAUAUUCACACUGUACACUGUUCUUUGUUUG
This is a messenger RNA of Salvia splendens (bonfire salvia), 1446 nucleotides long. Its product is annotated as protein C2-DOMAIN ABA-RELATED 7-like. The transcript is spliced from 2 exons. The coding region runs from base 609 to 1313 and encodes 234 amino acids. Lineage: Eukaryota; Viridiplantae; Streptophyta; Magnoliopsida; Lamiales; Lamiaceae. The record is from RefSeq and is a predicted model, not a curated record.